UGUUAUUUUGCAGUAAUGCUUCAGGCGACCUUAUGUUGAAACCGCUAUUGAUCAAUCGUGCUAUGACGCCCCGCUCGUUGAAGGGGGCUGAUUUCAACAAACUGCCAGUGCACUGGAAAGCUAACACUAAAGCGUGGGUCACAAAAGCCGUUUUUGAGGAAUGGUUUUACGAUAUGUUUAUUCCGGAAGUGAAAACAUACUUGGAAGGAAAAGGUUUGGAGUUCCACGUGCUUUUGAUUUUGGAUAACGCUCCAGGACACCUAGUUAUCAAGCACCCAAACGUUCAAGUUGUGUUUCUUCCACCGAAUACAACUUCUUUGUUACAGCCUCAAGAUCAAGGAAUAAUUGCUGCUUUCAAGAAGUUGUACAUUAAACAAUGUCUUCGGUACAUCCUCGAAAAGCUUGAAAGCGAUGAAACGAUGACGGUAAUUCAAGCGUGGAAAGAAUUUAAGAUAAGAGACGCUCUGACGUUCAUAGGAAAGGCUCUGUCUUCUAUGAAAUCUAAAACAUUGAAUUCGUGCUGGAAGCCACUAUGGCCAGAAUGCGUGAAAGCUGGUUCAACAGACCCUUCAAAUGUGGAAGAAUCAGAAAUUCUCAUUCUGGCACAUGCAAUUGGAGGGAAAGGAUUCAAAGAUAUGGAUAGUAGAGACGUUGAAGAGCUUCUUGAAGACACCGAAAUUGAAGAUGAUGAACUGAUGCAGAGUUUAGUCACAUCGGAGCCUUUAGAGGACGAUGAAGACCGGGAUAUCAAGCCAUGUGAUAUCGAAGACGGGAAUAAAUUAGCGGAUACCCUCGUAAAACAUUUUAUGGAAAAGGAUCCUUGUGUUGAGAGAGCCGUUUCAUUUCGGAAUGAUUUGAAACUGUGUAUGCUUCGCUACAAUAGAUUGAACGAAAAAACACAGCCAACAGUUAUCGAUGAAGAUGACGAGGAUUUCAGCUUACCAUUGGAACGCAGACGAUCUCGUCCGAUUUCUUCGGAUGAGGAAGAUAUCGCCACAUCAUCUAACCGCAAACAUCCACGUGUUGCUAAUGAUAGUGAUUAGAUCAAUAAAAGAAAUUCUUUUUUCCACUUGACUACAAUAAAAUUGAUUUAUGAAUACAUUGGUAAAAAUAUCAUGGUAAAAAACUAAAAAUAUGUUUAAUUAAAUUUGUCUAAAUUCCGAAAACAUUUGUUUGUAUUGUAAUUUUUUCAAAUUGCAAAAAUGCAAUUUGAAAAAAUUACUUUCGAACUACUGGACCGCUUCACAUGAUCGAUAUAUCAAAUUAAAGCCAAUUAGCUAGUCUUUCUUGAAAAAAUGUUAUACUAGCAAAACAGUUGGAUUUUGUUUUCGUAAUUAUUGAUUGUAUUUGUUUGCUUAUAGUUUACAUGAUCCAAGGACGCUAUAUUUUUUUAUGUUUCUUGAAAGUUCUGGUUUUUCCACACAAGAUAAUCGAAAAUCAGAAAUGUGAUUUUUAUCGUUUUCGAGUUAUGAGUUUGCCGAUGGUCCGAAAAAUCAGAUUUUUCUCUUUUUCUAUAAAUAACUUUUUUCUAGAAAGAAGAAGCUUUCAAGAAAAAAAUAUUUAAAAUAUAGUGCCCUUGGUCACGCAACCAUAUAAACUAUAAAAAACAAGUACAAUCAAUAGUUACGAAAACUUGGCAAAAUUGGUUGUACUGUUCGAAAAAUGAGAAAAAAUGUUACUCUAUGUUUCUAUAUUUUGUAUUUUAUAUGAAACAUCUAAAUUGGUAAAUUUUAUCAACAAUUAGAGCGACAAAAACUCUAAAGUUUUUAA
Messenger RNA from Toxorhynchites rutilus septentrionalis, 1770 nucleotides. Its product is annotated as tigger transposable element-derived protein 1-like. Lineage: Eukaryota; Metazoa; Arthropoda; Insecta; Diptera; Culicidae. Gene Ontology annotation, cellular component: nucleus. Gene Ontology annotation, molecular function: DNA binding. The transcript is spliced from 2 exons. The record is from RefSeq and is a predicted model, not a curated record. The coding region runs from base 33 to 1043 and encodes 336 amino acids.